UUAUUUUGAAAAUGGAAGGGACGUUGUCAUGGGAAACGUUGUUAGCAUAAAGCGCUAGCUGGCUAGAUAUUUUUAAUUGCUUUACCUCAGAAAUAGUACAUCUUUUUGUCUUUUCUAUUGAAUUAUUCUAGUGAUGUGCUUGUUACUGGGUGCUACCGGCGUCGGAAAGACUCUGCUCUUAAAACGACUGCAAAAUCUGUGUCAGAAAGGCGAGGCUGAUGAUUUAGGAGAACCACCAGCUACAAUGCCCACGGUAGGCACCAACCUGACCGAUCUAACCCUGAGGAAGAGGAGAGUGACUGUGAGAGAGUUAGGAGGUUGCAUGGGCCCUAUAUGGCCAAGCUACUUCAGGGACUGCACAUCUGUUAUUUUCAUGGUAGACUCCGCCAACAUCACGCAGAUUUCCUCCUCUUGCAUCCAGCUGCUGUUUGUCCUCUCGGCCGAGUCGCUCCGCUCUGCCUCCGUGCUCGUGCUGUUCAACAAGAGUGACCUCCAAUGCACCAUGUCACUAGAGGAAAUGAAAUCACUCUUCAGGAUGGGUGACAUCAUUGCCUCCGCUCCUCAAUCCAUCACGGUGUUGGAGAUCAGUGCUCGCUCUGGAGAGGGCCUUCAGGAGAUCAUCAACUGGCUGGACUCGAAUCACCCUGACUGAUGUGGACAUACAAGAUACGGACACACAGAACCUAACCUUACACAAUGACACAAACAUCUGGGUUUGGAUCACAGCCCAGUUAGAGCAGCUUAAUGCAGCGAAAAUGAUCUAAUCAGCUCAACAUUUCGAGCAUUAGUUCACACUUUUGUGGUUGAUGAUAUGAAUAAUGUGGCUGUGAGAAGACUAAUUUAAUUCUCUCUGUAGAGACUGUGAUGUGCUCGGAUAUUACUCUCGGCAAACAGUUAACUGAUGCAAUAUUAAAUAGUUUGCACAAGUUUGUAAGGAAUUUUCUCACUUGGCCUUUUCGCACUAAAAAGUAGUUUGAUUGAGGACAGAAUGCAUUUUUUUCACCUCCAGUAGCCACAGAUACGAAGCUUACCGUAUUAUACACCAUCGGUAUAAGGUAUGGUGUUCAUAGAAUACUUAGUGACCUCCUAGUCAUGGCUGCAGUGGCUUAAACAAGGUUACUUAUUGGUGUAUAUUUUGUGAAAUAAAUUGAAAUGCUAAUAAAAUUACUCAAGUUUGAAUCUAAAUACAGAUAUUUAAAGCACUAAACAAAUACAGGUGCAGAUAGCAUUAUGAGACCAGAAUGAAUCCUGGGAAGAGAUUCGAGUAUUCACGCCAAGUGUGAAAACACCUUAAUUCAGGUCCUUUUUUUUUUAAAAGAAAAGAGCAUGUUUUAACUACUGAUGCUUUAAGUAAGUGAUAAAACUCAGAGAGCACAAUCAUGAAGAAAAAUAACCAUACAUUAGUUGAUGGCAAUUUCCAUUCCUAUAUUUGAUAAGAAAUGUUUUAUAUUUCCAUAACAGUCUCAUAUUCACACAUUCUGUUAGUAGGUCAUCACGCCACACACAGUAAAUUUGUUCCCUUCAUGACGCGUGUUAACUUAGCAGCCAAUAUCACUGAUGGUUAAAAAGAAAAACAGCCUGGUGUUAGAUAUCUGGCACACUGAUUAGACAUCCUUGAAUGAGUGAGCUUCAUUAUCUGGAUGGGGCCGUUGGAUAGCUUCCAUGCUAUUCCGCUCAUCUAUAUCAGUCAAAUGUAAUGAAUAAUACAGCAGGAAAAAGGAAGACCACCAGGCUGUAUGUAAUACUUAAAGAAGUAUUACUAAAGCAGGUCUUGAGAGUUUGGCGAAACAGCUGUAAAAGUUACUGGUCA
This is a messenger RNA of Tachysurus fulvidraco (yellow catfish), 1810 nucleotides long. It is a transcript of the gene arl16, whose product is annotated as ADP-ribosylation factor-like 16. The coding region runs from base 134 to 652 and encodes 172 amino acids. The transcript is spliced from 5 exons. NCBI's taxonomy places the organism in Eukaryota, Metazoa, Chordata, Actinopteri, Siluriformes, Bagridae. The record is from RefSeq and is a predicted model, not a curated record. Gene Ontology annotation, molecular function: GTP binding; GTPase activity.